GAGCUUCCGGUAUUCCGACUUGUUUUGAUUGAAAUGAUUCCUUAUAAUUACGAGUAUUUAAGAUCACAAUUUCAUAUCAUUUAAGACGAACAUCACUUGAUUAAUCUUCAUGACGCAGCACUCGAAUUUAUAACGUAUAAUUUCCACAAACUUUACGAUACCGAAGAAUUGCGAGAACUACCCAAAAAGGACUUUGAAGUAGUAAUAAAUGCUGUACAAUUCACCCAUCCAAAAAGGACGUACAAAGCUAUCAGAUUAUGGAUUAAGCAAGAUGAAUUUAAGCGCCAUUCUCAUAUGUAUGAGCUUUCGUCGAAAUUCGUGGACAUUGGAAAAUUGUGUUGUGAUACAAUGGAAUUUGAAUUAUUUAUGUUCACAAAUGAUACAGAACAGAUGCACGUAUUUAAUAUAAACAGAAGGAGUCUACUAAAUAUUAAUAAACCGCCGGAAUAUAAUGCAUUUUCUGCAGUUAGAUACAGAAACACUCUUUUCGCCGUUGGUGGUUCCUUCAAUGGCGUAUACGAAUCGUUUGGAUUGAAAUAUGAUUUCGAGGAGAAAGAAUGGAGUAAAUUUGAAUGUCCUGUGAGGAAGAAGCGUCCUGGAGUUUGUAUUAUAGACGAUAAGCUGUACAUAGCUGGUGGCUUUAGUUUGCCAGGCUUAACUGGUAGCAAUGAGUUUUCAUGCUACAACUUGCAAACAGGACAACUCAUCGAUUUGCCGUCAUCUCAGGAAUCUAGAGCGUCGCCUGGAGUUGUUUGUUACAAGUCAGCCGUUUAUGUUUUCGGCGGCAUAAGAGAUGAAUCAUUUGUCGGAUUCUACGAUCCUAGAGAAGGCACAUGGCAUAAUGCUGGACAAAUUCCCUCAAAGCAUCCGGGAUGUACUGCAACAUUGGUUGAAAAUACGAUUUACUGGAAAGAUUGGUAUUAUUCGCUAUAUUCUUACGAGCCAAGACAGUGCUCGGUUAGAAUAGAAAGAGAAUUUUCUGAAUUUGGAACAAUAACUUCAUGCGAUAAUGGACUCUAUAUUGCACUUCAAAACAGUGGAAUUUAUGAAUUUAUUCGUGAAAAUAAGAUGCUAAAAAUAUGUCGAAGGAAGUUCAAGGAACCCUUUAUCCUUGGUUAUAUGGAAUAA
Molecule: messenger RNA, 1128 nt
Organism: Hermetia illucens (black soldier fly)
Lineage: Eukaryota; Metazoa; Arthropoda; Insecta; Diptera; Stratiomyidae
Product: kelch-like protein 14
Exons: 5
Coding region: 295-1128 (277 amino acids)
Molecular function (GO): protein binding
Source: RefSeq, a predicted model, not a curated record